AUGGCUGCACGUAGUAGAACGCGAGGCGUUCUGAGCUACCUGCUCCCAGCUACAAUCAUUUUCUGUUACUACAUCACGCCUACCACUGCAAUGCGCUCUUAUACUCAGUACGAAAACUUCUUCCCGGCCUGGGAUCACAUCAUCAAAGAACAGCUCACUAAUAGCUGCACUGAGCCUCUGAACAAUUACAAGAACCGGUCUGACCCAACUCGACAACUAGGCUACCAUGUAAUAGACUGCAUUCUGGAUACAAUGCCCGAGUUCCGCAAAGCCGAACUUGCUUCAGCCGCUGUUAUUCUGGGUCUCGCGCCUACAGUUCUUCAGUUGAUGAGUGCAUCGCAUCUCGACACCGCUAUGCUUGCGUAUCGUCGACCCGUGCUCGCCUCUUUGCUUUCAAUGUCCAGUUCCGGAGUGCGGCCUCUCACAGCAACAGAAUACGACGGCUUCAUAACUGCAAUGGGUACUGAUCCUUUUCAUACCAACUUUGGCAAACCGCAAUCAGUAUGGGCACCUGCUGUUGUGUCUAUGCUGGAGUACAUUGUCGCUUCUGCAGCUGUUGCAAAUAAUGCCUAUCUUGCAUAUGAGCUUAGCACAUUGGCAGUGUGUACGUUCUCACCAGCCGAAGACUUCCUUCCCGCCGUAUGGACUGCUGCGGCUGUGGCCAUACACCUAGUCGGAUACCUUGCUGCCAGAUUGAAGAUUUCCGUCAAGGGGAAAGGUGGAGGGAAAGAAAAUAACAAUCGGGAUCGGUUGUUAUACAGAGUCUGGGCUGAGCUUACACCUACUCCUUGGCAGAGUAGACUCGAGGUCAAAACAAACGAUAAGCACACUGGCUGGUUUCUUGUGCUGGUUUCUGUUCUCUACAUCGGGGAUGCGCUGCAGGCUUUCUACGGUACUCUGAUUCUUUCGAGUUUGGUGUUUAUAAGUGUUAGGGACUCGGCUAUCAUCGUGAUACGGUUGAUGGCGAGUGCUCUUUUCGCCAGAGGUAUUCUUAUCUAUGAACUAGCCGGGUUUAGGAUGGAACGAGAUGGGAAUCAUGAAUCUGGAAAGCCUCGUUACUCGGCCGUAGAAACACAGUAA
Messenger RNA from Fusarium venenatum, 1080 nucleotides. RefSeq lists its product as uncharacterized. The record is from RefSeq and is a predicted model, not a curated record. Lineage: Eukaryota; Fungi; Ascomycota; Sordariomycetes; Hypocreales; Nectriaceae.